GUUGUGCGCGGCCUGCGUGAUGGAUUACCGGACGGCCGGUGAGCUGACGGGCGUACAGGCCGACAAGGGCCAAUCGUACGUCACCGUCAUCCCAGUCGAGUACGCCCGCAGGAUGCCGGCAGGCCACGGAUUCCUCGACGACAGAUACUCCAGGGAGUACAUGCGAGACCGGCUGCCACCGGAGUACCUGGUACGCGAGUACAAGAAGGUCUCCCGCUAUGAGGAGAUGCGGUACUACGGCGGGGGCGGCGGCGGGGGCGGGGGCGGUCCGCCCCUCUCCUCCUCCCGCCCCCAGCCGCCGCUCUCCAGUUACGACCUGGGCGGUCUGGGCGGGGGCGGGGGCGGGGGCGGCAGCCGGCGGCGGUUCGAGCAGCUCGACCCUCGGGUCCAGUGUUACCCGCUGUCCAACACAUUGGGUCGGAGGAAGCCGGAGCACAAGAUCCGCGACCCUCUGGACGUGCACGAUGUCCAGCUGAGCCACUACAAGUCGUCUCAUCCGCACCACGCGGCGACGCUGCACCACGGGGCCAGUAUGCACUCCUCGCGCACCCCUCAGCACAGCUUACAGUCGCACAUGGUACCGCCUCACAGUCAGCAGCAGCUGCUGGGACCGCCGCACAGCAGCCAGGGCCAGCACAUGAGCCAGGCGCACUCGGCCCAGCAGCUGCACUCGGCGCAGCAGAUGGAUCCGCGCUCCAACCAGCACCCUGGCCAGCAGCAGGCCGGUCAGCAGCACCCGAACCAGCACUCGAGUCAGCAGCAUCAGAUGCAGCAGCUGUCCGGCCAGUCCCACCCCGGUCAGCACCCCGGUCAGCAUCCUAGUCAGCAUCCUAGUCAACACCCUAGUCAACAUCCUAGUCAGCAUCCUAGUCAGCACCCUGGGCAGCACCCAAAUCAGCACCCCGGACAGCACCCUGGCCAGCACCCAUCCCAGCAGCACGUGCCUCCCGGAGCCCGCUACGAUCCUCUGAAACAUCAGCGGCUCUACGACAAAGGUCUCUACGCCGACAUGAUGAAGGAAAAGCACGACAAGACCAUCUACAACGAGCGGAUGCGGGAGACCCACUCGGAGCCCAGCGUGCUGGGUCUGCACGCGCACGGCCGGCGCACGCCACCGUCGUUCGCUCCUCCGUCUGUGAGCAUGCCGCCGCCGCUGCCGGUCAGUGUGCCGCCGCCGCUGCCGCCGACUCAAAUCCUGCCACCGCCAGCCGGCUACCAGAACCAGCCGACCAAGAGGCCGCCGAGUCCCGCACCGCCGGCCCUGACCGCCCAGCAGGCCGGGCCCAUACCGGGGAAGAGCCACGCACCCACACCCAGCAGGAGGAAGAAAAAAGUGGCGCCACUGGAGGUGUGCGUGUACCUGAUGUCGCAGCAGGCGGUCCGGCUGCAGGCUGACGACGGAGCAGAGCUGACGGCCACCCAGCUGCAGCAGUGUGUCCUGGAGGAGGAGGACCUGGGCCUGCCGCCGCUGGCCGCCCAGGUGUUCGGAAUCUGGAUGACGUCGUCACAUCUUGAGAUCCAGCUCAAGCCGCACCACAAGCCGUUCCACAUACGCCGCGAGUGGCGCACCCUGCUCAGCAAGUACUCCUCGGCCGACGAGGAGCAGAUCCUCAAAGACGAACCCAUCGUCUCCUUUCAGCGCAACGUCUUCUUCUCAAAGAAGGACGAAAUGAAAAUACGAGACCCGAGAGUCCUGGAGCUGUUGUACGAAGAGGCCAAGUUCAACAUCCUCGAGGGUCGCUAUCCGUGCGAGGCCAGCGACUAUGACAUGCUGGCCGGUCUGCAGGCGCGACUCGAGCUGGGGGCCUUCGACGCAGAGAUACACACGCCAGACUUCUUCAGGUCUCACAUCUCCGAGUACCUCCCAGACCACGUCAUCAGCCACAGCUGGUCCCUCAUCAGCAAGAUCGGAGGCAAAGCCAGCGCCGAGGCACGCAUCAUCGAACAGUUCCGCAGCAUACCGAGCGGUGCCACGCGCCGCAAACUCGUGCGCAAGUACCUCGAGUUCUGCUGGUCGCUGCCGUACUACGGUAGCGCGUUCUUCCACAGUCAGGUGGAGCAGCCGACUCGGUCUGUGCUCUCGGUGUUCUACCGGCCCGACGUGCCCGUGCUGGUCUCCAUCAACGGACACGGCGUGUAUGUGAUGGACAAGGUGGCCAGGACGGUGCUCUUGGGCCUGAGUUACGACGAGCUGGCCUGGGACUUUGCGCGGCCGUGCCAGGAGAACAUCAGGGACUGCAUGCCGUGCAUCUUCCUUCAGUUUCAGGCGGUCGAGUACGGCAUGCGCGUGUCCAAGGUGCUGCAGGUGUUCUCCAAACAGUCGGCUCUCAUGGACGCGCUCAUCUCUUCAUGCGUGGAGGAGAUCAAGCGGCGAACGCUGCGCUACGGCGACGAAAUGGACGCACCUCUGUUCGACGCGUCCGACGUCGACGACGCCCUUGUGCCGCUGACGACAGUGACCCGUCGAGAGAUGCCCGACAGUUGCCUGAGCAACAAGCUGCACCGCCUGACGUUAGCGACGUUCAAUGAGGAUGGCGAGUGUAUCAAGAAAAUGGGCUCGUGGUCGUUCAGCAAGUAGCAGUCAUGGAGAUGGGAGGACGAGGGGGGCUGGAUUUGAAAGGGCUCGAAGCAGCCCCAUGAAACCGAUCAAUACUUAUAUGAAGGAUUACCGAAAUCUCAGAAGCAUUACACAUAUACACCAAUGACUGCCUCGGAACCGCAGCUGUGCCUGUUUUGCGGUGCGAGUCUGUGGGGCUCCUCGCCGCUCGUUUCUCGGUACCAAUGUCACAGUCGGGUCCGCUGGUCACUACUGGGUCGGCGGCUCACUGCAGCACGGUCUUAUCUGCUACACCUGCCCGGCUGGACGUGGCCGACGCUCAUUGGCCGGAGCGUCCGAUGGGAGACUGAGAUUUGCCUGUCGUGAGUUCGAGAAUGGGUUUAUAUGGUGAAUGGUGUUGUCAGGAACGGCAGUGACUGCAGUAUGCAUGAUGACCCUUGAGGCUAUUCGAUUCGAUGUCAGCAUUCAACCCACUGUGAUGCAUCUAUGUUUCUAAAUUUUCCCAAAAUGGGCUUCAGCCUUCACAUAUGCAUAAUUACAUUGUUAUAUUUACACGCAUUAUAUCCAUGGGUGAAAAGGGAAACUUGAAUAUUGCGUAAAAAUACUUACACUUUUCGGACUUUCUAUUUACUUCUACCUCUUUUGAGUCCUAGGUAUAUAUUAGUUGCAUGUAGGUAUGCAAUCAAUUUCAAUUGACGAUUUCUUCCGGCAUAAUAUAAAUUUAUGUCGCCGCAAAUAACUUUUUUCAUAAUGGCAUUACCUACCAGCAAAAUUUCAGUCAUAUCUGUAAUUGUGUUUAUUGUUGUUUCGAGAGAAGCAGUGUGCUAGGUGCGUGAUAUGUCAUGGAUGCAUGCCUGACGGUGAUUGGAAGAGCAGAUAAUGUGAACACAUAAUGAAGAUGCUGUAAAUACUCGUUUAUGCUCGUGUGCAACGCUAGUCCCUUAGUAAUGUAUGUCAUACAAUAUGUUGAACGCAAAUACACUUGUAUUACAAACCAAUA
This is a messenger RNA of Amphibalanus amphitrite, 3557 nucleotides long. RefSeq lists its product as uncharacterized. Gene Ontology annotation, biological process: negative regulation of canonical Wnt signaling pathway. Gene Ontology annotation, cellular component: cytoskeleton; plasma membrane. The record is from RefSeq and is a predicted model, not a curated record. The transcript has 9 exons. The coding region runs from base 20 to 2578 and encodes 852 amino acids. Lineage: Eukaryota; Metazoa; Arthropoda; Thecostraca; Balanomorpha; Balanidae.